AUGGAUUAUAUUUCGAAAUGGAGAAACGUUUGGCAACCAGACAUUAAAAUGCAAAUUCGAAUGCGAUUUGCACUCUCAUUAACAAGAGAGGAACGGUGAGACAAUGAAAUUUUACUCACUGGCAGAUGUGAGAGAAACUAUUGGGUUGGUAGAAAAUUGUAUUAUAUAGCAAUUACUAUUGGGGCGUCCAAAAAUCAAAAUUUCACAGCUGUCCAAUUUUGAUCAAAAUUGUAGCUAACUUAAUUCUGAUCAUUAUAAUACAACUUUGAAUAAAAAUAUUUGAGUUUGAACAGAAAUUGGACAGGUCUGAAAUUUUCAUUUUUGGACGCCCUAUAUAGAAACGUUUAUAAUUUUGAGAACUGCCAGUUUACGAGACAACAAACGCACGCUGAUUUUAAAAUCAGCGUCCAAAUCAAGAGAGUGACGCGUAGAGAAAAGACGCGCGUUUCUCGACACGAACAAACGAUACUACUGUAAAACUACUGUAGCUAUUGUUUCGCGUGUGUGGUUGGAAGAAAGAGCAACUACUAAAUACUAGAGAAACGUUUUGGUUUCGACGAUUUUUUGAAAAGGACUGAGUUGCUAUGGAAACGAAACAGCGUGCAUAUGCGGACAUUAGCACUUUGGAGCGUUAUGCCCAAUAGGUACACAGCGUGUGUUUUACUACCCAAAAUUUUUCGCGCAUUUUUUUUUGAGACCUGACAUUAUCUUAGGGGUGGGGCUAAAUAUCGACGAAAUCAACGCAAAAGUGAGAGAUUUAGAGAAAAUUCGAGUUCUAGCGGUUUGAGGUAGUGAAAUACACACUGUGGGUAUGGGCCGAGGAGAGAUUAUACGUAAAUUGCAUUUUCAUGUUUUUUGAGUUAAAAUAUCGAAUUUUAAUCGUAUUCAUAGGAUAGAAAGGUCUAAGACAAACAGAAUGAUAUAAAUUUUGAUGAGUUUACGUUACCCUUAAGUGAUUUAGCGAGGUUUAGUCGCUAAAUCACUUAUGGAUAACGUAAAGUCAUCAAAAUUUACAUCAUUCGAUUUGUCUUAGACCUUUCUAUCCUAUGAAUACGAUUAAAAUCCAAUAUUUUAACUCAAUUGUGAAAAAACAUGGGGUUCGAAGUUUGAACUUCGAACCCGUCACCUAGAGAGAGAUCGAUAGCUAGAACUUCAAAGCUCGCCCUGAAGCUAAAGCAGACGUCGAAAUUCCGCAUUUUCUCACAUAAUUCAAGUCUACCCUAGAAAACCCGCAUCAAUAAAAAGUGCAAAAUCACAUGACUCAAAUAGAAAAAAACCCGACAAAACAACAAUUUUCAGCAGCGUCUCUCAGCCAAACAAUAAAACAACGCGACAAAGACGAAGAAGACGAAAAAACAAAGAUAGAGAGAGAUGCAGAGAAACAUGCGGUGAGCGCCCGACGAUGCGAGAGAACAUGGCAACCGGUAAGAGACGCAGACAACUGGGGGGGGUAGGUAGCAGCACAUAUACACACAUUAAAAACGAGGCCAGCGCGCAUAUAUUUCGUUUCGUUUCUUAUACAUACUCUCUCUCUCUCAGCUGACGACACACACACACAUCAAACAAUCGAUCAAAUAUUAAACACUGCAUGUACAUCUAGAGAGAGAGAGAGAGAGAGAGAAAGAGAGAGAGAGAGAGAGAAAGAUACGUUUUCGCUUGUUGCGGGCGACGGUAUUUAGAUAAAAUAAGUAGUACAACAUUAUUAUUAGGAUACCAAAACUAAUUGUAAAACGGAGAGGAAAAAGCACGAUUUGUAAACAAGUGGAAAUGUGGUGCAACUCGAUAUAUUCUGUGAGGAAAAUGCUCUGAAUUGUGACGUGGCAGAGUUAGAAGAACUCGGAAGAAUUAAGAUAGGAGACGGAAGCUAACCUAGAUCUAGAAAAUUCCAAGAAUCUGGAAAAUAUCUGCAUGGCACACCCUAAAGUGCAUAGUACAAAUUUCGUCAGACAAAAAAAAACUAUAGCCGGAAAUUCGGACGAAAAGGAAUAGGCGAAAAAAAAUUUAAUUUAAAAAUUAACCUCUCUUAAGUAUCUAAGGGUUCCCCUGAAUUUUUCAAAUCCAUUUAUGAAAAUCCCAGAAGCGCUCUAGAUAUUUCACAGACCACACCAACAUUUUCACUCGAAAAAAAUGUGGUCUAUGCUCGAUUUUUUUCGUGGCUUCUUACUUUUCAUGAAAUCCAAUUAUUAUUUAGUCACUGCGUCCAAAAUGUGUCUUUUUUAUUUAUAUUUAUAUUUUUUCCAAAUGAAAUUUUUUGUAAUCUCAAACUUUUUUUCUGACUAAAAAUCAAACUAUUUAUAGUUUUUCAGCCAAGUUUCUUGAAAAUGUCGCAAGAAGACUUCGCAACUCCAUUGAGGAAUGGAAAAACGUUAGUUUAAAACCUAAUUCUAGAAUAUUAUUUUUUUAAAAAUAUUUUUCUAGAUUUGCAAACCCGCCAUCAUUCAAAAACUGGGGAGGACUUCCCAGUGGCAGGGAUAUUUUUCGUUUUCGAUUUUCCGAAACUGAUCAUGAAAAUGUUCCGAAAAACGCGUCAGAGUUGGAUCAAACAAUACCAAUCAAAAAUCUAACAAAAUUUGAGAGCAAAAGCAAACUUUUUGCAUCCUGGUUAGGUCAUGCUACAGUACUUGUGAAUAUUGAAGGUGCAACAGUUAUAACCGAUCCGAUUUGGGCUCAAAGAGCAUCCUUCAUUUCUGUGGCUGGACCAAAAAGAUACAGACCUCCCCCGAUGAAAAUUGAGGAUUUACCAAAAUUGGAUUAUGGUGUUAUUUCGCAUGAUCAUUAUGAUCAUUUGGAUUAUGAAGCGGUGAAGAAAAUUACAGAGUAAGAAGUGCAAUUUUCAGAGCUUUUGUCAAAAAAAAAAUUAAUUUUCAGAAUGAACCCAUCGAUUCGAUGGUUUGUCCCAUUGGGAAUGAAAUCAUGGAUGAUAUGUAAUGGAAUUCAAAAGAUCAGUCCGUCAAACGCAGAUCUCAUCACCGAAAUGAACUGGGGUGAAAGUGUGAAGGUGAAAAAGGACGGAAAAGAUUUCGAAAUUUGGUGUGUUCCCGCUCAACAUUGGGGACAACGCGGACCAUUUGAUAGAAAUCAUGUAAGCCUUGUUUUCUAGAGGGGGAAAAUCGUAUGAACAAUUUUUUGUAGAGAUUAUGGUCAGGAUGGUCAGUGAUUGGGCCGACAAAGCGAUUCUAUUAUUCUGGAGACACCGGCUUCUGUGAGAGUGAAUUUCGAAAAAUUGGCGAUAAAUUGGGGCCUUUUGAUUUGGCCGCGAUUCCGAUUGGAGCCUAUGAGCCAAAGUGAGAUUUUUCGAUUUUAAUUCUGAAAUUCAGUAAAAUCUUUUCUUAUAGUUGGUUCAUGAAAUCUCAACACAUCAAUCCAGAAGAAGCAGUAUCAGUUCAUGAAUUGAUCAAAUCUCGAAUGAGUAUCGGAAUUCACUGGGGAACUUAUCAUAUGGGAUCCUAUGAGGUGAAGAACAUCUACUUACCCUAACUAUUUUCGUAUUUUCAGCACUAUCUAGAGCCACGUGACAAAUUGAAAACGUUGAUGGAAAAUCGAGAAGAUUUGAAACACACUAAAUUUAUAACAAUUUCUCCGGGAGAAAUUUGGGAAUUGAAAUAG
Caenorhabditis angaria is the source of this 3606-nucleotide messenger RNA. NCBI's taxonomy places the organism in Eukaryota, Metazoa, Nematoda, Chromadorea, Rhabditida, Rhabditidae. The record is from the annotation of a GenBank genome assembly.